Molecule: messenger RNA, 5387 nt
Organism: Prionailurus viverrinus (fishing cat)
Lineage: Eukaryota; Metazoa; Chordata; Mammalia; Carnivora; Felidae
Gene: WDR88
Product: WD repeat domain 88
Exons: 11
Coding region: 2613-3776 (387 amino acids)
Molecular function (GO): protein binding
Source: RefSeq, a predicted model, not a curated record
CCAGGGGCGGGGGGGAGAAGCACAGGCUUGACCCCCACACGUGGGGAGGGCGCAGUGAGCCGGGUAAGGGACCUGUGGGGACCAACUUGGCAUUGCCAGGGGCCCCUGAGUGAAGCCCUUGGGCUGCUGUCUCUGGGAAAACAAGGCUGCCCUGGGGGAGAAGGACAAUGUUCCAAAGCAGGGGAUCCUGACCCAACCCAGAGUGUGGUUUCUGGCUGAGCCUCCCAAAUGUCCCCACGGUGACAACCCCAAGUGCAUACCCCAGGGUCGGUGAAGGAGCCCUCCACGCGCAUGAAACAGAGUUAGCUCCAGCAGCAACAGAAAACUUAGAAGAAUAAAAAAAUUAAAACCUACCAACACUACUUUGUCUUCUCAGCGAUAGCUGGAGAGACACCGCAUUGAAACAAAGGCUGGUGGCCUGUCAACAGAAUUCUUGGGGAUGAGAAAAGGAUUUCCAAACCGAAACCCCCGACGGAGGCUUUAAAAUCAGAGCAGAGAACUGAAACAAAAUUAGAAAACAAGCUCCUGGGAUACUCUGAGACUCAAAGAACAAAUAUAAAGGAACUAGAACUGUGAGAGAAAAGGUCAUGCAUGCCGGAGAGAUCCAGAAGAGCCAAUAUACAUACAGGAGGUGUUGGAGAGGGAGAGGGAGCAGGGGGAGGAGAAAUACCGAAGGAAAACAGUGAAGAGACUCUCCCUGGGUUGAGGAAGACUGAAUUGUUCCCAUGGAAAGAAAUGGUCCAGUUCAAUGCGAGAUGGGAGGCAAAAAUCGCCUGCCUGGGGAGGGUAGGAGUGAGGCUGUGGCGCCCACAGACCACAGACGGAACAGCCUGGGAUCAGGUUGAGGUGCUAGGCUUCCUGGCCUGCCCUCAGAACACCUGGGAGCAGAGCCCACAAGGGGGAUUGCUGAUGGCACUAAAAGUGCCAAUGCUUUGAGUCAUGAUACUUGUUCUGCUUUUUAAGUGAAAUUAAAGGAGAGCACAGACAUUAUAUUUUUUCUCAGUAGAACAUCCCCAAGACUCCAAUUCAAUAGAUAUAAUUUGUUUUUAAACAAGUCUCCCUAGGAGCCUUGCCCCCGUUAACCCAUAUCUCUGUACUGAGGCAAGAAAUGUUUCUAGCUUCUUCUGUAACCUUACAGAGAUAUUUUAUUUUAUGCAUUUCCCAGCACGUAUAUGUAUAUCAUCUUCUUCUUCUUCUUCUUCUUCUUCUAACAUAAAUGGAAGCAUACCUUAGACCCCUUAUGCACCUAAUUUCAAUUUUUUUUUUACCUAAGGUAUUUUAGAGAUCUUUCCAUAUCAGUAAAGAAACAUCUUCCUUGCUCUUUUUAAUGGAAGUAUCCCACUGGCUAGCCAUUUCCUGAGGACUUUAACCAGUCUCCUGUGGAUGCACAUUCAGACGGCUUAUGAUUUUUUGGGCCUAAGGUUUUUAUGACCCAUUAAGAUGACAGAAGUUGAGAAAUUCCAAGUUUUCCCAGAGGAUGUUUCUGACCUAAGAAUUCUCUACCUGACCAAACUGCUGAUUCCCAAUAAAGGCAACAGAAAGAUAUUUUCUUUAGACCUGCAAAGACUCAGAAUGAUGCUUCUUUUUUGAGGACAAAGUUACUCGGGGGAGCACUCCAGCAAACAGGGGGAAAAAAAGAAAAAGAAAAACUCCUGUAAGGGAAAGAUCGGUUUAGAAUAAACAGUGGAGAGCAAUGACUCAAAACAAUACAAUCUGGAGGUGAUUUUACAGUGAGAUUAACGUGGUGGUGUAGCUCAAUGAAAAUGUUACCAAAUGACCCCUUAAAAGGAAAGUGCACAAUGCAAAACUUAAUGUUAAGUUAAUAACGUUCCAGAUGAUUUCAUCGAAAUCUCUGAGAUGAUUUGCUAAAGCACAUUCUCAAUAGAUAGUGCUUCAUUCUUGGUUUUUAUUUAAUGCACACUCAACACACGAAUGGCUCUCGGUAUUUUAGAAAAGAAUCGGCUCAACACCCCCACCCGUGGCUUCCUGGCGCAUUUAAGAUGAAGUCCAGAGAUGUGACCAUGACCUUCCAGGCCUUUUUGCAUCUGGCUCGUCUCCCUAUUCUCCUGCUCGCCUGUGACCUGUGAACCUCCAGGCAGGGACGGCCUCGGGUCUCUCCUUCCUGGGAGGCUCUCCCCGCCGUCCAGGGUGCAAGCGCAGUGCCUCUGGCCGGGAGCUGCCCCGCGUGCCGGCUGUUGGACGGCCGCCCCCCUUCCCGUGGCGCGCGGGCGCAGGAGCCUGUUCAGUCCCUGCGGUGCCCACGGAUGCUCGCUCUCCGCCCUCAGUUCCCGCCGGCCCCACAGCGCCUAGAUAAGGCCCGACGAGGCUACAACAUACUUGUUGAUCAAGUGAAGGAAAGCAACACACAUAAAGAACUGACUUUUUGUUGUUGUUUUUACAAAAAUUGGACCGUCCUCUAUGUGCCAGUUUUGUUCGUGCCUCCGGAUAUGUACCUGUGUGUUUGGAACGUCUCCGCAGCGCCUCGAGGUCUCUAUCCCUAAUGAACCCCGAAAGUACUAUGCCCAGAAGAAACGCGGAACCAAGGUCCCCGGAAAGGACGUUGGGGUUAGAGGGAUGCCAGUCGCUCUCAAUUGCUGAUCCCAUUUAAAAUUAUGAAGGGACACAGUCACAUUGUGAGUUCCUGUAACUUCUGUGUGGAUGACACAAAGCUCCUCAGUGGCUCCUAUGACUGCACUGUGAAGCUGUGGGAUGCUGUGGAUGGCUCAGUCAUUCGGGAUUUUGAGCACGGGCCCAAUGCUCCUGUUUUAGAGUGCAGCGUGACGGCUGACAGCAAAAGAACCUGUAGCCAUAACUGUCUGGGUCAUUUUCUUGGCAGAAUUAUUGCAGCGUCCUAUGACAAAGCAGUGAGGGCUUGGGACCUUGAGACAGGCAAGCUGCUGUGGAAGAUCAACCACGAAACCUUCAUAGCCUCCUGUAAGCUUUCUCCUGAUGGCAAAUACGUGGUCUCAGCCUUGGACGUGGAUCGCGGAAUCUGUAUAACAGAUGCGGAAAACGCCACCACUGUGUCACACAUCAAAAAUCAUCACAGCCGGUCUCUCACGGCAUGCUGCUUUGACCCCGACAGCCAGAAGGUGGCUUCCGUCUCAUUGGACAAAAGCAUCAAGAUCUGGGAUAUUACAUCCCAAGCCACGCUGCUCACCAUCACCAAGGCACAUUCCAGUGCGAUCUCUAACUGCUGUUUCACCUUCAGUGGCCAUUUCCUGUGUACAAGCUCUUGGGAUAAAACCUUAAAAAUCUGGAAUGUCCAUACAGGGGAGUUUCGAAACUGCGGAGCCUGUGUGACUCUGAUGCAGGGCCAUGAAGGUUCUGUGAGCUCCUGCUGCUUUGCCAGAGACACCUCUUUUCUCGUGUCUGGAGGGCUCGACAGGACUGUGGCUAUCUGGGAUGUAGGAGAAGGCUACCGGAAGCUCUCCUUGAAGGGCCAUAGUGACUGGGUGACAGAUGUUGCCAUUAGCAAUGACAAGAAACGGGUCCUGUCUUCUUCAAAGGAUAGGACCAUGAGACUAUGGAAUAUUGAAGAAAUUGACCAAAUUCCUUUGGUCAUAAAGUACAAAAAGGCCCUGGGCUCAAAGGUGAAACAGUGUGAAGUGUGUGACAGGCCUUUCUCCAUCUACGAAAGUGACAUCUUUUCUGAAACCGUCACCAAAUGUGUGUUCUGCCGGAUGGAUGCAAAAGACUUGUCAGCAGAGGCCUCAUCAUCAUCCGGAGGGGAAGGCUCACUAGCAAGGGAGUGCAGCCCGGCCACAGAUGACUGAUGGCCAUUGGGCCUGUUGACUGACUUGAGCACAGGUCACCUGACAUAUGGGUUUUGGGGUUCUGCAGGGACCUUUCUCUAUGGCCCCUUCCUGGCCGGGAAGGCGUAUCAGACAGGGGCAGGGGCAUGGCCUCAGCUCCACAGCACUCUUGGUGGCGGAGAUCAUACACUUUUUUAGUUUUCAUGACGAAUAAAUCUAGAUUCCUUUAGAAAACAAGCAUAUGUGUGAAUUCUAGAGGCAUUUUUGCUCCUUCUAAGCUUUAUGACCUGGUGUUCCUGGUGUCAUUUUUGGAACACAUUCUGGACUCUGGUGUUGCCCUGUGAGGCAGCCAGGCUAGCAACUGCAGCUCCUGUGGACGGCUCUGUCAAACGACAGGAAGAUGUGUGGGGACCCCUCCGGGGAGGAGACUGUUGUGUGGCAAGGCACUCUGGGUCGUCCCUGGUUAAUGCUCCUAGACGGCCAUCCACCCAGAGCAGAGGAAGGUCUGGUUAGGCAGGUGGGCGGAGGGCAUUUCCAUCACAGGGUGGGUCAUCCUCUCCGCCCCAGACUUUUCCAGAAUGCCCAGGCAGAUGUAGAGCCCUCCUCCUGCUCCCACAGCAUACCGUACUACAUAAAUCAAUUCCUUCAGAAGGUUUCAUGGACAAACAGGAAGGGCUCCCUUUCCCAUUUGCUAUGGCUCGCACGAUUCCUGUCAGUCGUUAGCACUGCCCUUGCUUUGUUUAAAAAACUUAAUUGUAGGUCUGAUUUAUUUAGCGUAUUUGACUGGCAUCCAAUGACUCUGCCCAUGAGCACCGUAACCUGGUAGUCACUAUUUGGGCAGGUUCCGUGCUUGGGCGCUGCCCUCCUCAGUCAUAACCCUGGUGACUCUGGUCACCCUGGGGCUGGCUGUUCAGUAUGUAUCCACUUAUCCACAUGAAUGAUGUAUGAACAUGUCAAAGCUCCACUUCACGCUCUCUUUCAAAGAGAAUUCCUUUUGCUAAGUGGUCUCCCUCCUGCCGCACACGGCACGCACAAAGGAGUGCUUCCCCUUCUGCGUUGGAGGACGGCUCGGCUGCAGGUACCAACAGUGUCGCACCGAUGGGCACAUAGCUUUGUUUCUCGAUUUUUGCUAUUACAGAUAAUACUGGAGUAAAUCUUCUUGCGCAUAUGCACUUGCGGAGUCUAACAUUUCUGCGGAUGAGGCUCUCCCACGGGUGGGUGAAUGAAUGGAUUGGCUCGAAGGCCCUCUGAAAAGUGUUGGGAAGAGGUGGCUGCGCUGUCCGGGCGAGGAGACCCAAGAAGCUGCAGGCGAGCACCCUGCCAGCUCUGGCAGCACGUGCGGUGUCGGUGCUCCGAGGCCAGCGGCCUGGGUUCCUCGAAGCUCCGGAUCCCUCAGGGCCGGCGGCUCAGGCGCCCGCGGUGCCCUCCCGCGGGAGAGGCGGCCCCACCGAAGGUCUGGUCGCGGCAGGCAGGCAGAUGCCGCCCCCGGAGCGGGCAGGGCCGCCCACCCCCAGUGCGUCCGGGGCGCGCCGCAGGCUCCCGGGCCCAGGGCUCCAGCGCGGUGAGCGAGGCCACGGCGAGCUGUGCGCCCAGACCGGACGCCGGGGGCCUGGGCCUCGCGGGACAGCGGCG